UCAUCAGCACACAAAAGACUGAACCAGUCUGCUGCGGAUCACAAGGCAAAGCAAGUUACAAUCAAAAUCCAAUAAACCGAACAAUGGAUCUCAGCCAGUUUUCCAGUCAGCCUCCAGAAGCCUACAAUUCAUCUAAGAAAUCAGGGAUGCCAGCAGCGCCACCACCAGCAUACCAGCACAAUCCUGCUGGAUAUCCUCCCACCUUUCUGAAUCAGCCGGUCCCCCAGGGCCCGUACACCCAGGGGCCAUAUCCAGGACAGUCUGUGGUCACUGUACAGCCUGUUGUUUUUGUGACCGCCGCUCCACUGGCCAAUCCAGUGCCAGAUUACCUGGCCUAUUCCAUCUUCACCAUGCUGUGCUGCUGCUUUCCUCUGGGCGUUGCUGCACUGAUUUACUCCAUCUCUACUCGUGAUGCCAACUUCUCAGGACAGAGAGAAUUAGCAGAGAAGAACUCCAAAAUGGCACGUAACCUGAAUCACACCGGCCUUGGUAUUGGCCUCGCUGGCGUUGUAUUGUUGAUUAUCAUCCAGAUUGUGAUUUGGGCUUCUAUAUAAAAGCUGUUAGAGCUGAGAUGGUUGGAUGCAGAUUACAAACACAUUUGUUUUUCUGUAUUUUAAAUGUUACUUGCUCAAUUUAUCAUUACUUUAUGCAUUAAGGCUGAUUGUUAUAUGUUUAAACCAAUGAAAGCUACCACACAGCUUUCAGUUGUCUUUCCUUCGGUAAUGCAUUGUUCAAACGUUUUGCUUAUGUUACAUAUCUUGUGUGACGCUAUGCUAAUUAUAUAUAUCGCAUACAACUUAGCAUACAUGUGUAUUUAGGUAAUAUGUACACAAUAUGAUUUGAGUUAUUACAUACAGUACCUGCCACAUUUUAAGAAAUUAAUGUCAUCAGCAAAAAUACUACAAAGCAGGGCAGGUUCCUGGCAUGGGCCGAGCCCACCUAAAUGACUGUCUUGCCAACCCAGUCAGAAGUAGAUAAAGAUUACAUUAUUCUUUUUUGUGUGUGUGUGUGUGUGUGUGUGUGUGUGUGCAUAGAUUAAAAUUAAUCUAAAGCCAACUGUAUUUUUAUAAAUUUAAGCUAUAGCUUGGGACUGCCCAAACAAUCAUAAAAUAACUCCAGAAAAUUACAGCAUAUUUAUUUUAUUAGCUGAAUAUAAGGUGGGCUGAAUACAUGCAGGGGCUUUAGUCUGUUGCAAAAAAGCGGAGGCUGACAAUGAGUGAAAACGGGCAGGAAUAUUUGUGUGCUAUCACGGGGAGUUUGCAAGUUAUGAGGAGUUUAAUACACAAAUAUGUAUCAUAGCCUACCACUGAAAUUACCUGAGCAGUUUUAAAUUCUAAAAGAAAACAAAAUAUCAUUCAAUAACGUGCAUUCACUACAUGGAAAGGGCACAAGCAUAUACUGUACACUGAACAAAAUUAUAAACGCAACACUUUUGUUUUUGCCCCCAAUUUUUCAUGACUUAGGCUCAAAGAUCUAAGACUUUUUCUAUAUACAAAAAAGGCCUAUUUCGAAAAUUGUUCAUGAAUCGGUCCAAUCUGUGUUAGUGAGCACUUCUCCUUUGCCGAGAUAAUCCAUCCACCUCACAGGUGUGGCAUAUCAAGAUAAUGAUUAGACAUAUGAUUAUUGCACAUAUGUGCCUUAGGCUGGCCACAAUAAAUAAAAGGCCACUCUAAAAUGUGUAGAUUUAUCACACAGCACAAUGUCAAACACAGGGCACUCCCGGGAGCAAAUUAAUGAAUUAAUGACUCACAACUGGGAACGAAUACACAUGAUGAAUUCAGGCAAAGGAAGGACCAAAUAAGGAAAACAGGAACAUACAUGUGCAACUAUAGAUUUUAAUAUUAGGUAUAUUACUUUUUUAUUUUAAAUCUAAAUAUAGUAUAACAGUUGCAAAGGCAAUAUUUCUCAUUUUAAUUUAGUUAACAUUGUAUAUUAAAAUAAAUACUUAAAGUGAAAUAAAAAUGAAUAAAGACAUAAAAAAACAAAACCUACUAAAAAUUCAAAUGAAAAUAGAAAUUAUAUAAUUGUCACUUAGUGAUACUAAAAUAACACAGCUUGGAAGUCAAAACCAGUUGGUUUUAAUUAAGCGCCAAUGAGAAGUAACAAAUGCCGAAGUGUGUAGGAGAGAGAAACACAAAUUAGUCACAAAUUAGAAGUACAAAAAGAUUUUUUUUUUUUUUUAAAUAUAAAUAUUUAUAAUUGUUUUAUAUAAAGUCAUCUGAAAGACAGAAGUCAUAUACCUAGGAUGCCUUGAGUGUAUAUAAUGGGCUAAUUUUCAUUUUCUGACUGAACUAACCCUUUAAAUAUAGAGGUAAGAUUGAAGAAGCUAAAAAUUUAAUAAAAACUGUUUUAUGAGAGAAACGAUCUACAGUAAUAUAAAGUGAGGCAAACCAUGACUUUUUUCUCGAAUGUUGCCAUUUUUAAUAGAAAAUAUGGUAUCAUUUACGUGAUUCAUGUAAUUUUCUAUAUUUUUUGGAAUACAAAUAUGAGGGCCAGAAAUACAUUAAAUGCUUCUCAACAAGAAUAAGACCUAGAAUCUCUUAAUUCAAUUCAUUUCUUUAAAAAAAUAUAUUUAAAAAAAAUACUUAAUUUAUUAAAAGAAUGCCAGUGUCCUGAAAAUAGUUCCCUUCUCGGGAUGACCUACAUAGCUAAAACUGUCAGAGACAACAUGUCACAUUGUGUAAGGCAGAGAAAAACCUGUCGAAAUGGACUACCAUGACAAAUAUGUGAAAAAUUUGGGUAACACCUCUAGAGGGAGGAAAUAAAUGAGAGGCAGGACUAGCCCAUAACUGUAAUGCCCAUGCACUACAGAUCACCCUGCACUGUUAGUCUUACGAUGUUUCUCUUUGCACAUGUACAGUAUUAUGUGAAUCACUAAUAUAGAUUUUUUUUAUGUAUAGGUAAACAUUUAUAUAAGUAUACUUAGUCAAAAUCUGCAGGUUAGUUUUUUACUUCAUUGUUGUAUGUCUGUAUUUAUGUAGCACCACUGUAUGUCCACACUUGUAGAGGAAUGACAAUAAAGCUCAACUUGAACUUGAA
Messenger RNA from Carassius auratus (goldfish), 3039 nucleotides. Its product is annotated as synapse differentiation-inducing gene protein 1-like. Lineage: Eukaryota; Metazoa; Chordata; Actinopteri; Cypriniformes; Cyprinidae. The record is from RefSeq and is a predicted model, not a curated record. The coding region runs from base 84 to 554 and encodes 156 amino acids. Gene Ontology annotation, cellular component: membrane. The transcript has 2 exons.